Musa acuminata subsp. malaccensis (wild Malaysian banana) is the source of this 1599-nucleotide messenger RNA. Its product is annotated as ethylene-responsive transcription factor 1. Gene Ontology annotation, molecular function: DNA binding; DNA-binding transcription factor activity. The record is from RefSeq and is a predicted model, not a curated record. NCBI's taxonomy places the organism in Eukaryota, Viridiplantae, Streptophyta, Magnoliopsida, Zingiberales, Musaceae. Gene Ontology annotation, biological process: regulation of DNA-templated transcription; ethylene-activated signaling pathway.
UAAGAUCAAUCACAUGGCAGGUAGAUUGUGUGGUUGGUUGAUGUGUGCGAAAAGUCUUGGUUUGCUUCUCCCUCUUUAAGAGAAGCGUUGGCUUCAGUUGAUGGUUGUUUCUCUGAGGGGAGGAAGGAGCCGUUUCAGCUUCGAGAAUGUGCGGAGGAGCGAUCAUCUCCGACUUCGUUCCGGCUGCGAGGUCCUGGCGGCUCGUCUCCGAAGACGUUCUGUGGCCGGAUCUCAAGAACGGGUCGAAGAAGAAGAAGAAGAAGAAGAAGAAGGACGGCCGACGGCGGGCCGUGGAGGAGGCGGAGGAUGACUUCGACGCCUUGUUCCAGGAGUUCAACGAAGAGUACGGGAGGUCCAAGAACGACGAAGAGGUGGAGCUCGUCGACCACAAGCACUGUGCUUUCCCUCCCAAAGGUGGGCCAAUUAGCUCAAGACCUAUUGAAUCUGAUGGACCUGCAGCUAGGUCUCCUAAAAGAAAGAGAAAGAACCAGUAUAGGGGAAUUCGUCAGCGUCCUUGGGGAAAAUGGGCAGCUGAAAUUAGAGAUCCUCGCAAGGGUGUACGCGUCUGGCUUGGGACGUUCAACACUGCUGAAGAGGCUGCAAGAGCCUAUGAUGUGGAAGCCCGUAGUAUCCGUGGAAAGAAAGCUAAGGUGAACUUCCCUGAUGAGGCACCCCCAAGUGCUCAAAAGCACCUUAUGAAAUCAACUGCAUGGGAAGCACCGACAUGGAACCCAGAAGAUAGUCUCAAUUUUAAUCACAAUUUCAAUUAUGUGAAUGAUGAUAAUCAUGAUUUUUUCAUGACUUUGGAUUUGUUUGAGGAGAAGGAACCCAUCAAACACUCCAAGAAUAUGAACUCCUUCACUGAGAUAGAACUGGCUCCACCUUCUGAGGAACCCAGGACAAGAAAUGUGAAUACAUUCUCUGAUCAUGGAAGCCCCACUUUUGGUUAUUCUGAAUAUGCUUGGGAACAGGAGGUUAAAUAUCCAUAUAUCACAACAAUUGUUGAUCCAGCGAACCCUGAGGCUGAAAAUUUUGUAUUGCUCGAAGAUGGCUGUCUGACGAAGAAACUGAAGAAUAAUGCUGGAGAAGCAGUGCCUGCCAAGGAGAUUGAUGAUGUCAAACUCUCUAAAGAAUUAUCUGCUUUUGAGUCAUUCAUGAAGCUUCUGCAGACACCAUAUCUGGAGGGCAGCUCCGACGAGGCAAUCGACAGCUUCCUCGAUUGUGAUGCGACUCAGGGUGAAGAUGGUGUGGAUCUCUGGAGCUUUGACAACCUGCCACCUAUAGCGGAAACCAUUUACUGAGGACCAAAGAUUAUGGCAAAUGGCCUUCUUCAAAUAAAUGUGCCAGUAUUGAUGGAAGACUUGAACCAAUGAUGUCCACAAUGAUUAUAUUAUGAACCUCUGAUUUAUGCUACUUGCUAUACAUCUAUUUCUAGUUUCUGUUCUCUCUAUGUGAUGUGUUUAUGCUCAGAAUUUGGGUCCUUUAAGUUGGUUGUAUUAAGUAUAGGCUGAAGACUGUUUAAAGACUACUUUGCCUCUAUGUUCCUCCUGUUGUUACUAUGCAAGAUUCUCUAGACAUGAUGGUUCCUCUAUUUGAUCU